CAUGUGCGUGCAAGCGACUCACGUAAAAAUUAAAGCGUGUAACAAUCUCUGUACCUCCCGACCUGAUUCGGGGAAUCAAAAUGGCGGCGGUGGAGACGAGGAGAGUGAAAAAUGGCGGCGAAAGUUCACACCGGAGGCAAGAAAGACCCGUCACUUUCGCUGAGUUUGGACUGGAUUUAAAACCUUAUUUCACUGAAUUUAAAGACGAUGACAGACCUUCAACCUUUGCAGAUUUUGGUGUUGACGUCGAGAGCGAAAGGCCUACAGUUGACACAUUAGUCGGAAAGUAUCGGAAGUUUUCAAAAUUGAAUCGUGAAGAAAAGAUAUUCCUGGUCGCUUGUCUGCUGACCAUUUUAGCCAUUCUUGGAUUGACCUCUGACAGAGUAGCCAUUGUAGAGAAGGCUUCGGAUGAUUUCACAUUCGCCAUCUUACUCCUUAUUAAUAUAUUGUUUUGUUUGUUCUACGUGGUUAACGGUGUUCUAGGCGAACAUGCCUACGAGUUGUUCGUCUUCGCUUUUAGCAUGUCAGUAAUCUUUGUCUACUGUAUCACAAACUUCUUAGAAACAUCAGACGAUUCUGUCGAAUUGGCUCGAUUGAUCAUCGUGUGUAUCUUCUUUCCAUUUCAAAUCGGUUUCAGUAUCUACAUGGGCAUCAAGUACAAACGAGCGAAGAAUUUAAUCUUCCGAACCGUGGGCGCCAAUUUAUACCUUCAAGACCUGUGCGGCAAUAUGUACCUAUUUGUUGAUUUGUUAAAAGUUGAUUUGCAGCUAGAGACCAGCAUGGUUAUUCUGGUCCUCGAUGACGGUAUCAACAUCAAUGGCUUUGAAAAGAUUGUUCUCAGCCUUGGUCUCCCCUUAGGUUUCAUGUGGAACAUACUUGGUUUCCUUGCAUUACGAUAUGAAAACAGAAUUCUGGUGGUUCUCUUCUUAGCGACUGGAUGGAUCUUGCCCGCAUUCAUCACAUACAAGUUCAUUGACUUGUCGAUGAGAUGGGAGCAGUGGCCGACGAAGGAAGAUAAACUACUCCCCACAUGUAUCAUAGUCUGUGGGAUCCUAGGUCUCAUCAUACGUGUGUUUCUCGUGGUCGUAUGCGUUCAUCUUACCAUGAACUUCGGUCAUGGACUUGGAGAAAAGGUUUAUGGAGCAAGAAAGCGAACCGACACGACGGAUAACCUCACCAAUCCACCCGUUCAAAGAAGAACGCGAACCCGGUUGCUUCCUAUCCGGCCUUUCAGCUGGCCCCAAUUCUCCCUCAGCAGCCGACAGCAGCAGCAACAUUUCCCGCUAGACAGGCUGGCCGAGAGGUCCCUAAGUGGGGUCGGCUGAUUGUCAUCAUAUCACAUUCUUAGUUGCCUUCAUAGUUCAUUUGUAAAACCGGUUAUCCGUUGAUUAUCAAUUUUAGACGAAUAGAUAACAAGUAUCAGUAUAUUUGAGGGAUAGAAAUAAUAUCAAGUACAUUUAUCCCGUUCGUCUUUCACUGCAGUGCUUUGCAAUUUAUUUAUUUUUAUCAAUCAAACAACAGAUUGUUUCACUCGUGUUUUUCAUCACAUAGCCUUUUUCAUUAAGGAUUUUUGACAGGGGACCUGCUUUUGGAAAUUUGCAUUUUAACAGAUAGAUCUACUAUACGCGUUAUUCGCAGAAACCGAAUACUUUCAGGGUAAAUAAUCUAGUGAUCACUGCUGUGUAUAUACUUGCCUAAUAUCUAAAUUUUUGUCUUGCUGCAUAGCAGAGCGAGAAUACAGGCGCCGCAUUUUACGACAACGGCGGCGGCGGCGUCAACAUUUGCCACCUUUCGCAAUCCUCACGGACGCUAAUAUGAGGGUCCCCUAACACAAAAGUUAACGCUUAAUCAUACACUUGAUUUUUAAGAUUGAUAGUACAUUAUAGUCAAUAUAAUCAAACGUAGAAAACUGCUCUACAAUCAAUGAUAAGCUUUGUGUCACAGGGGGGUUAACAGGCCCUACAGAUCUGCUUUUCGUGCGCAAAAUUCUUUCCCGCAACACCCGCACCGUACAUGCAUGUACAUUACGACUGAUGGCUGGAGAUAUUCGAAAUGCAGGAACUAAAAUAGAAUAUGACAUGGAUAAGAGAG
Lytechinus pictus (painted urchin) is the source of this 2091-nucleotide messenger RNA. RefSeq lists its product as uncharacterized. The transcript has 8 exons. NCBI's taxonomy places the organism in Eukaryota, Metazoa, Echinodermata, Echinoidea, Temnopleuroida, Toxopneustidae. The record is from RefSeq and is a predicted model, not a curated record. The coding region runs from base 81 to 1325 and encodes 414 amino acids.